AGUUCUCCUAUUCCUGAAUUUUCUCCUGGCGGAAGAGGACCUCUUUGUCCAGCGGCAGGGCUGAUCAGGGGCUGAUUCCGCAGCUAUAGUAGUACAGAACCUUUCUGCAAGUAAGUUAGUGAGGUCGAGAUAACUCUCUCUCACUUGCUUUGCAUUAAUAGAUUCUCUGCUGUGUGGGAUGAUCCUUCAAAUAGCAGGGGCCAGGAUCAAAUACCCUCACCUUCCAGACCCAAGAAUUCUGUGCACAAGAGUUUCUUACAAAAUCGUCCUAUCCAGCAUGCACUUUUGGAUACUCUUUCAACUCAGAAGUCAACAUAAAGGGUAUGGAUGAUGACGCCACUCACAGAUUCAAAGAAAGGGCAAACUGGCAGAGUGAGUCAUUGGAUGUUGCUGGCACAUCUAUAAAGAUCCAGUGGCCCAAGUUGUGUACCUGAAUUCAAGCAGUGGGACAAAUGAGGGUUUGGCAUGCAGCUCGUCAUCUUAAGAGUUACUAUCUUCUUGCCCUGGUGUUUCGCCGUUCCAGUGCCCCCUGCUGCAGACCAUAAAGGAUGGGACUUUGUUGAGGGCUAUUUCCAUCAAUUUUUCCUGACCAAGAAGGAGUCGCCACUCCUUACCCAGGAGACACAAACACAGCUCCUGCAACAAUUCCAUCGGAAUGGGACAGACCUACUUGACAUGCAGAUGCAUGCUGUGCUACCCCAGCCCCACUGUGGGGUGCCUGAUGGGUCCGACACCUCCAUCUCGCCAGGAAGAUGCAAGUGGAAUAAGCACACUCUAACUUACAGGAUUAUCAAUUACCCACAUGAUAUGAAGCCAUCCGCAGUGAAAGACAGUAUAUAUUAUGCAGUUUCCAUCUGGAGCAAUGUGACCCCUUUGAUAUUCCAGCAAGUGCAGAAUGAAGAUGCAGACAUCAAGAUUUCUUUCUGGCAGUGGGCCCAUGAAGAUGGUUGGCCCUUUGAUGGGCCAGGUGGUAUCUUAGGCCAUGCCUUUUUACCAAAUUCUGGAAAUCCUGGAGUUGUCCAUUUUGACAAGAAUGAACACUGGUCAGCUUCAGACACUGGAUAUAAUCUGUUCCUGGUUGCAACUCAUGAGAUUGGGCAUUCUUUGGGCCUGCAGCACUCUGGGAAUCGGAGCUCCAUAAUGUACCCCACUUACUGGUAUCACGACCCUAGAACCUUCCAGCUCAGUGCCGACGAUAUCCAAAGGAUCCAGCAUUUGUAUGGAGAAAAAUGUUCAUCUGACAUGCCUUAGUGUUAGCACAGAGGACUUAUUCAACCUGUCCUUUCAGGGAGUUUAUUGGAGGAUCAAAGAACUGAAAGCACUAAAGCAGCCUUGGAGACUGCUAGGAUGAAGCCCUAAAGAAUGCAACCUAGUCAGGUUAGCUGAACCGACACUCAAAACGCUACUGAGUCACAAUAAAGAUUGUUUUAAAGAGUAA
Messenger RNA from Pan troglodytes (chimpanzee), 1438 nucleotides. It is a transcript of the gene MMP26, whose product is annotated as matrix metallopeptidase 26. The transcript is spliced from 8 exons. The record is from RefSeq and is a predicted model, not a curated record. Gene Ontology annotation, cellular component: extracellular matrix. Bases 466 to 1251 code for a protein of 261 amino acids. NCBI's taxonomy places the organism in Eukaryota, Metazoa, Chordata, Mammalia, Primates, Hominidae. Gene Ontology annotation, biological process: collagen catabolic process; extracellular matrix organization; proteolysis. Gene Ontology annotation, molecular function: zinc ion binding; metalloendopeptidase activity.